Molecule: messenger RNA, 2294 nt
Organism: Notodromas monacha
Lineage: Eukaryota; Metazoa; Arthropoda; Ostracoda; Podocopida; Cyprididae
Source: the annotation of a GenBank genome assembly
AUGUUUCGAAAUUGUCGGCCAGAAGAAGAGGAGGACAAAGUUGAGGAGAUGGGCCUUGAAAAUGGGGCCGCAGAAAACGUCAGUGAUCGGGAACCGUGUCGGUUUAUUUCCGUCACCCUCGGGAGGACUGCUGCUGCUGGGAGCAACCCGCGCGGGUUGUCGUCUGCCGGGCUGGAUCCAAACAAUGUCGACACGAUGGCGGAGCACGGAAUCAUGGACAUUGCGCAACUCUUCACUCUCAAGUAUGGAACAAAAAUCGUUGGCGGUGCGAAUGCAAAACGAGGUGAAUUUCCUUAUCAGGUCGCUUUGAAAAUCAACAACGGACCACGACAGCAUUUAUUCUGUGGUGGCACGCUUAUUUCUAGAACUUGGGUGAUCACUGCGGCUCAUUGCCUUGAGUGGAUGGAUGGGAAAUACGAAAAUGUCCGGGUUAUACUGGGAGAACACGAUUUGAUGAAUGAGAAAGAGCUCACGGAGCAGGAUUUUGGUAUCAAAGCCGUCGUACUGCACGAGGAAUAUGACAAAUGGAAGCUUUGGUACGAUAUUGCGCUAAUUUUGCUUGACGGGGUGGCUGAGUUUAGCGAAAACGUUCGACCCAUCAAUCUUCCGAAGCGUCUCGAGACAGAGUCUAUUGGUAACGCGACGAUUUCGGGCUGGGGAGCCACGCGGGAAGGUGGAGCUGCAUCUGAAGUUCUCAUGAAAGCGUAUGUGCCGAUCGUUCCGGAUGAUCGUUGUCGAUCGGAUUACGAGGACGUGGAGGGGGCCGAGAUCAUUGCAUCGCAUAUUUGUGCCGGGCACGAACGCGGAGGGAUCGACUCGUGUCAGGGUGACUCUGGGGGACCCAUGGUGUGCACGGAACGAGUGCUGCAAUCUGGACGCCGCUUUUUCCGCGUGCUGACGAAUGGCGAUGAGACUGAGGAAAAUGAUCGUCCAAAUCAGUUGUCGAAGAACCGAUGGAAUCUUACUUUUGGUUCCAAGGAAGUGCCGGUGGUUGGCAAAAAGGAAGAAGGUGAAGUGGAACCCGUGGAAACUGGGCCAUACUUGUGUGGGGUUGUUUCUUUCGGUGCCGGUUGUGGCCGACCUGGACACCCUGGAGUUUACACGCAGGUCUCGUACUUCCUGCCAUGGCUCAAAAAGAGUAUCGCUUCAUUCACCGAUCAUCAAGACGGGCAUGAAGAGAGUAACAUGGCAACACUGCCGACGAAAGAUUUUUAUCCUUUCAUGGGCAUGGUGAGCUAUAUUCCGAUCGACUUGCUUUCGCGGAAAGACCCUGUGUCGUGUGUGGGAACGCUUUUGGCGGAGAAUCUUGUGCUAACCUCGGCCGAUUGCAUCACUCCGUUCAUUGAGGACAACGAAGGAAAUUCAUUCUGGGUUGGCUUCGGGAAGCACGUCGUCCCGGGGAGCAAACACUUCCAAAGGAUCCCAGUUUCGGAUUGGUUCGGCUUCCGUCCUGAUCGUUUUCUGCGCGACAUUGCUGAUGGAGGAUCUGGGGAUGAUUCGAGCUCCUCCAAGGCCUCACAAUCGAAUUCUGCGAACAAAGCCCUUGUUUUGGAACUAGCAUGGGGUUUAGUUUAUGACAACGACGCGUACCCGGUGAAUCUGCCGAUGAUGAAUAAUUUCACCGGAAUGAGAGCACAAUUGGUGUCGUUGACGCACAAGAAAGACAAGUACUUCUUCCGGCUGAAAAUGAAACCUAGAGUCGGCGAGUUUGAGCUUACGGAUCUCAGUGCUUGUGGAGAAGAUAGUCUUCGCGUUUACAAUCUUGAUCCGCAAGAUGCUCUUUGCGGAAGAAUGAUUUCCGGAACACGGAAAUGCCUUGAUUUCGCUGCGGGAAGUGCAUUGAUCUGCCACACGAACAUCGAUCGGGAAAACGGAACUAGUGAUUCAUUCAUUUGUGGUAUGUUGGCGAGGCCGAUCGAUGGUCGCCCUAGGACCGAUGACAAAUGCGUAUUCCGUAAAAUUUAUGUUUCGGAGCUCGCCGUUGACUCUUCGGAUAAAAGUAAUUACACCCUCGCUGCGAUCGGGAAUCCAUUUUUCGAUUUCAAUGCUUGAGUUCUGUGUCGGAAGAAUUCGUGGCUGUUAUUUUCCGAAAAUAUCUUUUGAAAUUGCUCCUCUCCAUUUUCUUUGUGAUGCUCAGGCUAUGCUCAUUUCGAUGUUCGGAAAUCUGGUUGUCGAGAGAAAAGGUACGGUAUCUACCUCAUAAUUCUCGUGUUUUCGGCUGUUAGAGGAAAUGAAUUGUUUGUUUCCUUUCAAGUUCGACAUUUCUCUUGUGGGCUACUUUUUAUUGAUACUGA